GCCUCAGCCACAAUGGCUACUUCAGGUUCUGCAGGGAAGAGGCUGCUGAAAGAGGAAGACAUGACCAAAGUGGAAUUCGAAACCAGUGCAGAAGUGGACGUGGUACCCACUUUUGACUCAGUGGGUUUGAGAGAGGACCUGCUACGAGGCAUCUAUGCCUAUGGUUUUGAGAAACCAUCCGCAAUCCAGCAGCGUGCCAUCAAACAAAUCAUUAAAGGAAGAGACGUCAUCGCCCAGUCUCAGUCAGGUACGGGCAAAACGGCAACAUUUAGCAUUUCAGUCCUCCAGUGUUUGGAUAUUCAGGUCAGAGAAACUCAGGCUUUGAUCUUAGUCCCGACCCGGGAAUUAGCUGUACAAAUUCAAAAGGGUCUUCUUGCUCUGGGUGACUACAUGAACGUCCAGUGUCACGCCUGCAUCGGGGGGACAAAUGUAGGCGAAGAUAUCAGGAAGCUGGACGGGGGGCAACACGUCAUCACUGGCACUCCGGGUCGCGUAUUUGACAUGAUCCGGCGCAGAAGUUUAACAACUCGUGCUAUCAAGAUGUUGGUUUUGGAUGAAGCUGACAAGAUGCUUGAUAAAGGAUUCAAGGAACAGAUUUAUGAUGUGUACAGAUACCUGCCUCCUUCUACUCAAGUGGUUCUGAGCAGCGCCACGUUGCCUCACGAGAUCUUGGAAAUGACCAAUAAAUUCAUGACUGACCCGAUUCGCAUCCUGGUAAGACGUGACGAGUUGACUCUCGAGGGAAUCAAACAGUUUUUCGUGGCGGUGGAAAGAGAAGAGUGGAAAUUUGACACCGUGUGUGACCUUUAUGAUUCUUUGACCAUCACUCAAGCAGUCAUCUUUUGUAAUACCAAGAGGAAGGUAGACUGGCUGACUGAGAAAAUGAGAGAAGCCAACUUCACCGUUUCCUCAAUUCACGGAGACAUGCCCUCAAGAGAAAGGGAGUGCAUCACCAAAGAGUUUAGAUCCGGUGCAAAUAGAGUUCUCAUUUCCACAGAUGUCUGGGCUAGAGGAUUAGACAUUCCUCAAGUCUCUCUCAUCAUUAACUAUGACUUGCCCAAUAACAGAGAAUUAUACAUCCACAGGAUCGGGAGAUCAGGUCGAUAUGGCCGAAAGGGCGUCGCAAUUAAUUUUGUCAAGAGUGAGGAUAUUCGUAUCCUCAGAGAUAUUGAACAGUACUACUCAACUCAAAUUGAUGAAAUGCCCAUGAAUGUUGCUGAUCUCAUCUGA
This is a messenger RNA of Gracilinanus agilis (Agile Gracile Mouse Opossum), 1230 nucleotides long. RefSeq names its product eukaryotic initiation factor 4A-III-like. Gene Ontology annotation, molecular function: RNA helicase activity; ATP binding; mRNA binding. The record is from RefSeq and is a predicted model, not a curated record. Gene Ontology annotation, cellular component: catalytic step 2 spliceosome; nucleolus. Lineage: Eukaryota; Metazoa; Chordata; Mammalia; Didelphimorphia; Didelphidae. The coding region runs from base 13 to 1230 and encodes 405 amino acids. The transcript has a single exon.